AUGGCUAAUAUCUAGUAAAAUGAAUUUGAGAGAUGCACUCAAAAGAAGAGAAAUCUGAGACCAUUUCAUAUUGAAUGCGGAAUUACGAAAAAGAGAUUAUGCUACUGCCCUAAUUCUGGCGCAGUUUCUGUAUCUAAUAAAGUUCAGAUGCAAAUGCAAUAGCUAGUGGCUGGUAAUCUCCAAGAAUACUAUGAUGGCUACUAGCCAGAUUUUGAGUCAAAAAUGAUUUAAAAGCUAAGAUUGGAAAAAGAGAGACUGAUGAAUGUAUAGAAGGGAGAUUUCGCGGACACCUUCGAAAAGUUUUUAGACUACUUAGAUGAGGAAGAUAUGAAGGAUUUUGAUUCUCAUAUGAAGAAUCCAGGAUCUGAGAAUAAAAAGGUAGCUAGAUAUAUUGCCACUUCUAUGAAUCAGACAAGUAGACCUAAAACUCAAGUUUAAACAAAGACUAGUUCAAAGUAAGCAGCAACUUAGGCUGUAUAGAGUAAUGGAGCUAAUAAAAGUAAAGACGCAAGCAAGAAGUAGAGCAUAUCAAAGUCUGGAAAAGAUCAAGAUGGCUAAAGAGCAGGUGGAGAUGAUGUUAAAUACUCAGAAGCAUGCUCAGUAUGCGAGAAAAAAGUCAUUCCAAGCGAAGAAGCCAAGAGUUUAAAAUGCUUUAGAUGUUUCAAGAUAUAUCACAGUGCUUGUCAUUAGCCCCCUCUAAACACGGAUCUAGUAAAAAGGUUUUAAUGGGAAUGCUCUGAUUGCAAAACUUGCAAGAACUGUAACUAAAACAACGAUGAAGACAAAAUAAUAAUUUGUGACAUGUGUGACAAGGCAGUUCACAUCCAUUGUUUGAAUCCUCCUCUAUCUCAAAUUCCUAGCCAGAACUGGUUCUGUAAGGAUUGUAUCAACUGUGUCUCCUGUGACAAAGAUCUAGGUAACAUUGCUUAGAAAAACCAAGGCCUGUGGUACAACUCAAUAUUUAGAAUAUGUAAAGACUGUAAUUAUCAACUGCAGCAAGGCAACUUUUGUAAGAUAUGCUAGAAAGCAUACUCAUAAGACUCUAACGAGGACUUCAUCCAAUGUGAUGAGUGCCAGGACUGGAUUCACGCAGCUUGCGAUGGCUUUGAUUCAGACAAACUAGCUAAGAUGAACGAAGAUGAGAAGUAUGUUUGCCCCAUCUGCAAAAAGAAAAAAGAAGCCAGAUUGCAUCAUGCAAACCAAGGUCAGACCAGGAAGAAGUGA
Molecule: messenger RNA, 1224 nt
Organism: Stylonychia lemnae
Lineage: Eukaryota; Ciliophora; Spirotrichea; Sporadotrichida; Oxytrichidae
Source: the annotation of a GenBank genome assembly